Molecule: messenger RNA, 1797 nt
Organism: Telopea speciosissima
Lineage: Eukaryota; Viridiplantae; Streptophyta; Magnoliopsida; Proteales; Proteaceae
Product: 26S proteasome non-ATPase regulatory subunit 12 homolog A-like
Exons: 12
Coding region: 180-1511 (443 amino acids)
Cellular component (GO): cytoplasm; proteasome regulatory particle, lid subcomplex; nuclear proteasome complex
Source: RefSeq, a predicted model, not a curated record
UGGUUCAAUCUCCCCCGGCUCUGCGUUCGGUUUUCCGCUUUUUGAAGUUUCGAAUCCACCGGGAUUAGGUUUUCCAUCGAUAGUGUAGGCAUCGCGCAAUUUCCAUUCUUCGAUCUCUCGCGUUGUUUUUCUUUCCUCACUUGCUGGUUUUGGAGCUUCAGACCAGAUUCGAUUCUGCAAUGGAAGGAGGAGGUAAUCUAGAUGCUGCCAUAGAGUCUUUGUUGAAUGUGGAGAAGCAGAUGAGACUUGCCGGAGAUGUCGCCGGGACAAGGAAAGCCGCCAUCGACAUCCUGCAACUUUGCUUUGAAGCAAGAGCAUGGAAGACUCUCAAUGACCAGAUCAUUCUUUUAUCGAAGCGAAGAGGUCAACUCAAGCAGGCAGUAACUGCAAUGGUCCAGCAAGCGAUGCAGUAUAUUGAUGAGACACCAGAUAUUGAAACACGUAUAGAGUUGAUCAAAACACUUAACAGUGUUUCUGCUGGGAAGAUAUAUGUUGAGAUAGAGAGAGCAAGAUUGAUCAAGAAACUUGCAAAGAUUAAGGAAGAACAGGGUCUUAUUGCUGAGGCUGCUGAUUUGAUGCAAGAAGUUGCGGUGGAAACAUUUGGAGCAAUGGCAAAAACGGAAAAAAUAGCAUUUAUCCUCGAACAAGUUCGUUUAUGUUUAGACCACCAGGAUUAUGUGCGUGCACAGAUCCUUUCGAGGAAGAUUAGUCCUCGUGUUUUUGAUGCAGCAGAUACAUCUAAAGAAAAGAAAAAGCCCAAGGAAGGUGAUAAUGUUGUUGAAGAGGCUCCUGCUGAUAUACCUUCCGUAUUAGAGUUGAAGCGGAUAUAUUAUGAAUUAAUGAUACGGUACCAUUCUCAUACUAAUGAAUACCUUGAAAUCUGCCGUAGCUACAAGGCAAUAUAUGAGAUCCCUUCUGUGAGAGAAAAUCCAGUGCAAUGGAUACCGGUGCUACGGAAAAUUUGCUGGUAUUUAGUGUUGUCACCACAUGAUCCAAUGCAGUCAAGUCUUCUUAACUCUACCUUAGAAGAUAAGAAUCUUUCUGAAAUUCCAAAAUUUAGGUUGCUCUUGAAACAGCUGGUCACAAUGGAGGUGAUCCAGUGGACAGCUCUUUGGAAGGCAUAUAAGGAUGAAUGUGAGAAUGAGAAGAAUAUGCUUGGGGGUUCUUUGGGUGAAAAGGCCACAGAAGAUCUAAGACACAGAAUUAUUGAGCAUAACAUAUUAGUUGUGUCAAAAUAUUACUCAAGGAUUACCCUGAAAAGAGUUGCGGAGCUGUUGUGCCUCAGUGUCCAGGAAGCUGAGAAGCACCUCUCAGACAUGGUUGUAACAAAAUCGCUAGUGGCAAAGAUAGACAGGCCCAUGGGAAUAGUUUGCUUCCAGACAGCGAAGGACAGCAAUGACGUUCUCAACUCAUGGUCGAUGAACUUGGAGAAGCUGCUUGAUCUUGUUGAGAAGAGUUGCCAUCAAAUCCACAAAGAAACCAUGGUCCACAAAACUGCUCUGAAAGUCUAGGUUUUCUGAAAACACUUCAUAUUUUGUCACUGAUUGGAUGUCUAUUGGACAGCCUAAUGGAACAAAAACUUGGUGCCCUCUAAAGUGGGUUGAAUUUAAGAACACUGUAUACUUCAUUGAUACAUGGUAACUCACUACCAAUAUACGAACAUCAUUGUUUUUAACCAUGGAAAGAAAUUGGAGUUUGUUUACGGAACUUUUGGCCGAGCAAAUGCUAGCCACGGAGUGAAAUUUCUGUACUUUCGUUCUGCCAACUUUAUGGCCAAGCAAAAAUAUUUUUUUUUUG